UGCGCGCAGGGGUUAAGUGAGAGGUAACGGACGUUCUGAGCGAAGGGGUUUCGGUAAUUCCCGUCACCCCUUCUCGCGGCUGAACUUUGGGAGCCAUGGUGAACUCGGGCCUCUCCAGAGCUGCCGUUGCCACCGCCGCCGCUACCGUCUCCGAAGACUGAGGUUCCUGGAGGAGGUGAGCGAGGAGGCUGCGGCCAGAACGGUGGGGACAAAGCUACCAGCCAUGUCGGACACACGGCGACGAGUGAAGGUGUAUACCUUGAACGAAGACCGGCAAUGGGACGACCGAGGCACUGGGCACGUCUCCUCCAGUUACGUGGAGGAGCUCAAGGGGAUGUCACUGCUGGUCCGGGCAGAGUCCGACGGAUCACUUCUCUUGGAAUCAAAGAUAAAUCCAAACACUGCAUAUCAGAAACAACAGGAUACAUUAAUUGUUUGGUCGGAAGCUGAGAACUAUGAUUUGGCUCUAAGUUUUCAAGAAAAAGCUGGCUGUGAUGAGAUCUGGGAAAAAAUCUGCCAGGUUCAAGGUAAGGAUCCAUCAGUAGAAGUCACUCAGGACCUCAUCGAUGAAUCCGAAGAAGAGCGAUUUGAAGAAAUGCCUGAAACCAGUCAUUUGAUUGAUCUGCCCACGUGUGAACUCAAUAAACUUGAAGAGAUUGCUGAUUUAGUUACCUCAGUUCUCUCCUCACCUAUUCGAAGGGAAAAGCUGGCUCUGGCCUUGGAAAAUGAAGGCUAUAUUAAAAAACUCCUGCAGCUGUUCCAAGCUUGUGAGAACUUAGAAAACACUGAAGGCUUACACCAUUUGUAUGAAAUUAUUAGAGGAAUCUUAUUCCUAAAUAAAGCAACUCUUUUUGAGGUAAUGUUUUCUGAUGAGUGUAUCAUGGAUGUCGUGGGAUGCCUUGAAUAUGAUCCUGCUUUGGCCCAGCCAAAAAGACACAGAGAAUUCUUGACCAAAACUGCAAAAUUUAAGGAAGUUAUACCAAUAACAGACUCAGAACUAAGGCAAAAAAUACACCAGACUUACAGGGUACAGUAUAUUCAGGAUAUCAUUUUGCCUACCCCAUCCGUUUUUGAAGAGAAUUUUCUUUCUACUCUUACAUCUUUUAUUUUCUUCAACAAAGUUGAGAUAGUCAGCAUGUUGCAGGAAGAUGAGAAGUUUUUGUCAGAAGUUUUUGCACAGUUAACAGAUGAAGCUACAGAUGAUGAUAAACGGCGUGAAUUGGUUAAUUUUUUCAAGGAAUUUUGUGCAUUUUCUCAGACAUUACAACCUCAAAACAGAGAUGCAUUUUUCAAAACUUUAGCAAAAUUAGGAAUUCUUCCUGCACUUGAAAUCGUAAUGGGCAUGGAUGAUUUGCAAGUCAGAUCAGCUGCUACAGAUAUAUUUUCUUAUCUGGUAGAAUUUAGCCCCUCUAUGGUUCGAGAAUUUGUAAUGCAAGAAGCCCAGCAAAGUGAUGACGAUAUCCUUCUUAUUAAUGUAGUAAUUGAACAGAUGAUCUGUGACACUGAUCCUGAGCUAGGUGGUGCAGUUCAGUUAAUGGGACUUCUUCGUACUCUAAUUGAUCCUGAGAACAUGCUGGCUACAACUAAUAAAACUGAAAAAAGUGAGUUUCUAAAUUUCUUCUACAAUCAUUGUAUGCAUGUCCUCACAGCACCACUUUUGACCAAUACUUCGGAAGACAAAUAUGAAAAGGAUAAAUUUGUUGGGUCUAACAAAAACAACACAAUUUGUCCUGAUAAUUAUCAAACAGCACAGCUACUUGCCUUAAUUUUAGAGUUACUCACAUUUUGUGUGGAACAUCACACUUACCACAUAAAAAACUAUAUUAUGAACAAGGACUUACUAAGAAGAGUCUUGGUCUUGAUGAAUUCCAAGCACACUUUCCUGGCUUUGUGUGCUCUUCGUUUUAUGAGGCGGAUAAUUGGCCUUAAAGAUGAAUUUUACAAUCGUUAUAUCACCAAGGGAAAUCUUUUUGAGCCAGUUAUUAAUGCUCUUCUGGAUAAUGGGACUCGGUACAAUCUGUUGAAUUCAGCAGUUAUUGAGUUGUUUGAAUUCAUAAGAGUGGAAGAUAUCAAGUCUCUUACUGCACAUAUAGUUGAAAAUUUUUAUAAAGCACUUGAAUCGAUUGAAUAUGUUCAGACAUUCAAAGGAUUGAAGACUAAAUAUGAGCAAGAAAGAGACAGACAAAGUCAGAAACUAAACAGUGUACCAUCUAUAUUGCGCAGUAACAGAUUUCGCAGAGAUGCAAAAGCCUUGGAAGAGGAUGAAGAAAUGUGGUUUAAUGAAGAUGAAGAGGAGGAAGGAAAAGCAGCUGUGACACCAGUUGAAAAAUCUAAGACAGAAGAUGAUUUUCCAGAUAGUUACGAAAAAUUUAUGGAGACUAAGAAAGCAAAAGAAAGUGAAGACAAGGAAAACCUCCCCAAAAGGACAUCUUCUGGUGGCUUCAAAUUUACUUUCUCCCACUCUGCCAGUGCUGCUAAUGGAGCAAAUAGUACAAACAGUAAAUCUGUUGUGGCUCAGACCCCACCCACAAGUUCUAAUGGUUCUUCUUCCAAAACUUCAAACUUGGCUGCAUCGGUAACAGCCACCAAGGGAAGUCUGGUUGGCUUAGUGGAUUAUCCAGACGAUGAAGAGGAAGAUGAAGAAGAAGAAACAUCCCCCAGGAAAAGACCUCGUCUGGGCUCAUAAAAUGUUUACUGGGGGCUCCUGGAACGUGGUCUUACUAAAUUGCUGCAACUGUUUAAUGAGCUGAAAAUCUGAAUCAGAAAGCCUUCUUACCAUACAUACACAAGGAGUAGCAAAAGAUCCUCAGUAUAUCAGUUAGGAGAGUUUAGUUCUGUUUAAAAAGAAAAAAAGAAAAAGGCUUCCCAGGAACUUAAUUGCUAAUAAGGGGUGUGCCUUUCUGGCUAUCAAGAUUAAACAAGAAGAAAGUUACUGGAGCUCAGGAGACAGCUUGUCGGAAAGUCUCAGGUUUUGAGAGGGUUUGUUAGAGGGAAAAUAUCGGUAAUCCAGUAACGUCAGGUUGCUCCAGGGGGGUGUCCAAUCUAGAAAAAGUUCAUAAAACUUCAGUUGCAUAUCCAACAAUAUUACUUGUAUAAUGGUGCUGGCCAUGUUGUUGUUUUAAACAGUUGCCUCUUUUUAAAAUAAAUUUUUAUAGAAAACAAAUCAAUCGUUAAAGUGAAGUUAAAAUGUUGGGACCAUUUCUUUGAGGAUUUCACAAAUUCAGCCUUUUAGAUUGUUGGAGGGAAAUACACCACCCUGUAUUAUAUACAGCACGUGUUAAGUUUUCUACACCAGGAAUUUUCAAUAUGUAUUUUGACACAAAUAAGCUGGAUUUUCCGAAAACAUAGUUUUGUUAGUGUGACUUUAAAAUCAGCACUUUUAGAGAUAAUGGCCAAGAAAGUGUAUUAGUAUUCCAGAAUUAUCUUCAGAAACUUAAAAAGUGGAUAGAACAGUGUUUUCAACCAUCUACCAGUACAAUCUUUUGUGGAAGAUCACUGGAAGUCACUUUAUUAGUAAAGUUGUUGCUUUAUUAGUAAAGUGUAUCUUAAAAGAACAGUGCUGAAUACAAGCAGCAUUUAAUAACUAAAGCCAUUCCGAUCCAGAAGUUACUUCAGUGUCAAAGCCACAUGGAACACAUUAAGCUUUUCCAUAAGCAAGGAGUAUAAUAUGAAAGCUGCUUUAAGAGUAAAAGCACAUUCCAUGUACGUAAAUGAGUAAGUUGAGGCAAACAGUUAUUUUUUAGAACAGUCAGUUAACUGUAAAUAUUUUAAUGUUAGUUUGCUCAUCUGUGAUCUGAGAUCAUGCUGAGAUGAGAAAAAUGUCCCCAAACUACAGUUUGAUGCAUUGGGAAAAAAAUCUAAAAAUAGUAAUUCCAGCCACAGUUGUUAGAUCAUAUUUGUAAUGUGUUAUGGGUCCAUUUUUCCUGGAAUAGCUUAAACUUAAGAAGUUUCCCUUGUUUUGGAGAUUUUGUAGCUAAUUUUAAUUUGGGCUAUUGUUUGGAAAAGAGAUGGGCUGUUUGUGUAGAUACAAAGUAUAGUUUUUCCAUAAAACAGAUGUUUAUUUUGUAUUACAAAUACCACUGUACUUGUUCCACACCAUUUGUAUACAUGUGGUGAUAUUAACGCUGAACUGUAAAAUUCAGGAAUUAAAAUGUGACCCUGUAAUUUCA
This is a messenger RNA of Cavia porcellus (domestic guinea pig), 4169 nucleotides long. RefSeq names its product protein phosphatase 4 regulatory subunit 3B (gene Ppp4r3b). Gene Ontology annotation, molecular function: protein phosphatase activator activity. The record is from RefSeq and is a predicted model, not a curated record. The coding region runs from base 224 to 2686 and encodes 820 amino acids. NCBI's taxonomy places the organism in Eukaryota, Metazoa, Chordata, Mammalia, Rodentia, Caviidae. Gene Ontology annotation, biological process: protein dephosphorylation; DNA damage response. The transcript has 16 exons. Gene Ontology annotation, cellular component: protein phosphatase 4 complex; nucleoplasm.